Syzygium oleosum is the source of this 738-nucleotide messenger RNA. RefSeq lists its product as uncharacterized. The record is from RefSeq and is a predicted model, not a curated record. The coding region runs from base 288 to 611 and encodes 107 amino acids. NCBI's taxonomy places the organism in Eukaryota, Viridiplantae, Streptophyta, Magnoliopsida, Myrtales, Myrtaceae. The transcript has 2 exons.
UCCAGGAUGCACGAAAACGCAUAAAAGCAUAAGGCUAAUCAACAAUUCAUUGAUGACAACUUGUCCCUCAGCAAGUUAUGUUGGCAACCCUCUCUCUCCCAAAAAACCCUCGCUCAAAGAAAUUUCACAUGCAGGCUCUCAGUUUCAAUUCGCAAGCUAAGAGCCUGCUUUUCUUUUCUAGGCUUUGAUUUUCUGUUUUUUUCUCUCUCAAUCUAAUCUGGGAGUCUUUUUUUUUUGCCUCGAUUGGCAUCUUCUUUCGCUCGUUGCUGGUGCUUUUCUUCGCGGCUAUGAGCACUCUUGAUGAGACUGCCUCCGCAAGCAAGCGAGAGGCCGCUUCCUAUAGAUUAUACCCAUUCAGCAAUGGAUUAUAUUUGGCAAACUUGGCUGUGUCAUCAAAUAUUCUUAUAGAUUCAUGGAAUGCAAUAUCUGGACAUAGAGGGGAUAUCCUGGAACCAUCAUUAAGCACCAUCCAGACUACAAUAUCAUUGCCUUUGUCGGCUCACCGGUCACUACAAGUUAUCUUCAAGAAAAAAGCGGUUCGGUUCUUAUAUCGAAGUCUGACCCUGGCUUGCAGUUCCUACCCUCCGAUACUCAUCCAUCUAUUUCGAUGAAUGAAGCUGCUUUUGCUCUGUUUAACUCUCUUCGAGGCAAGUUCCCGGAACUACGAGAACAGGUAGGCCCUUUUAUCCAUUCUCUCGAGUUAUCAAUUACAGCUAGCAAUUAGUUGCCGUGAGCUAG